Messenger RNA from Haemonchus placei, 1212 nucleotides. The record is from the annotation of a GenBank genome assembly. NCBI's taxonomy places the organism in Eukaryota, Metazoa, Nematoda, Chromadorea, Rhabditida, Trichostrongylidae.
CCCCUAUUCGAACCAUCAGGUGUCUUUGAAAAUCAAACCAGCAUUCGACUUCCAUUCAAGAUCGUAGAUUUUCAAGUGGACAUUUACUUCCAAGAGAAAUGGUUAGACCUACGACUGACUCACAAUGGCACAAAACGAAUCCUACUGAAGGACCCAGUCUUGUUCAAACUGAUCUGGCAUCCCGACAUCUAUUUCGCUAAUGCUCGUACAGCCGCCUUUCACGAUGUCACGCAGCCCAAUUUCCUUGUGUGGAUCUAUCCCAACGGUACAGUCUGGUAUGACUGUCGAAUCUCACUAACAGUGCUUUGUAUGCAGAACUUGGCACGUUAUCCCUUGGACUCACAAAGCUGUGCUCUCCGUAUUCUUAGUUAUGCUUAUGACACUGAUCAAAUCGUUAUCCGAUGGAACGGAGAACAUCCGGUCGAAGUGAAUUCUGAAAUCCGUAUGCCUGAUAUGCGACUACGAGCUAUAGAACACAUGAUACGAAACGACACUUACGCAACAGGUCUCAUUUGGUCUUGCGCAUUGGCGGAAUUUCAUGUUGAUCGUGAAAUUAUGCACCAUAUUAUCCAGUCGUACCUUCCUACGGGUUUGAUCGUCGUGAUUUCAUGGUUUUCGUUCUGGUUGGACGUGGAAGCUGUUCCAGGGAGGGUCUCACUUUCUAUAACAACCUUGCUGACGUUGGCAACACAGAGCAGUGCAGCACGUAUGGCAUUGCCACAGGCGUCUUAUGUGAAGGCUAUCGAUGUAUGGAUGGGUGCUUGCAUGGCCUUUGUGUUUUCUGCGAUGAUAGAAUUCACGGUUGUGAACUACUGCACUCGGCGGAAACCGAAGAAGGCUCACACCCCAACAAAAAGUCUCAGCGAACAAGUGCAAAGUUUGGUUACACAGUACAAGGAAAAGAAAACGUACCAAUAUGACAACAUGCCUUACGAAGUGAGUUUAUGUGGAGAAAAUGACAGCAACUCGCAAAACCUGCACAAGAAGCAAAUACGCGAACUGAAUCAACCCACUGUGUUAAUGCGACGAAACUUUUUGCCGAGUAUGAAGCGAAAGGCAAUCGAAGAGCGAAUAAGUCGAGUGGAAGAAAAUCGUAAGUACGCACAGAUGAUCGAUCGACGUAGCCGAGUUCUCUUUCCAAUGGCAUUCGUUUUGUUCAAUUUAAUCUACUGGCUUUACUACAUUAACUUUACUGAAGAUACGAUAGGGUAA